AUCCGGUCCAGCGUGUCUUUAUUUCCAUAUGUCUAUAUGCACGGCUGACAAUGUACACAACUCCUCUGAACUGAUUCCAGACUUGCGAGAGAGCGGAGAUGGAGUUGGAGAUGGAGAGCUCGCUGGGUUCUCAGCUGAAGCCUGUCGACCAGGAGGUCCAUGACAGGUCAGGCCGAAAGAAAGGAGGAUGGAUCACCCUCCCCUUCAUUGCAGGGAGCAUGCUGGGGCUGGGGUUGGCCAUCAACGGGACGACCAGCAACCUGUUAGUGUACCUGCUCAAGGAGUACAACGUGGAGAGCAUCGACGCGGCCCAGAUCGCCAACAUCGUCCGCGGCUCCCUCAACCUGGUGCCCGUCGCCGGUGCCGUCGUCUCCGACUCCUACUUCGGCUGCUUCCCCGUCAUCCUCGCUGCCACCGCUAUCAACGUCCUGGCAUUUGUUCUGUUCACGCUCACCGCCGCGUUGCCAUCCCUGCGGCCGCCGCAUUGCGCCCCGCAGUCUGCCGCGUGCCCGCAUGGGACUCCUGCGCAGCUCACCGUGCUCUACGCCGCAGUGUGCCUGCUCUCCAUCGGCACGGGUGGGACCCGGUUCAACGUGGCGACCCUGGGCGCGGACCAGUUCGGCAGCGCCCGCGACCAGGACACCUUCUUCAACUGGUACUUCGUCUUCCUCUACGGCUCCUUCAUCGUCGGCGACACGGCCAUCGUCUACCUCCAGGACGGAGUCUCCUGGACCCUCGGCUUCUGCGUCUGCCUCGGCACAUCGGUGGCAAGCCUGGUCAUGCUGGUGCUUGGUGCGCGUUACUACAGGAUGCCCGCGCCCAAGGGAAGCCCGUACACCGAGCUCGCCCGCGUCGUGGUGGCCGCCGUGCGAAAGGCCCGUGUUAGUGUUGCCGGGCGACUGCAAUACUACGUUGGAGAUGGCACCGUCGCAGACUCUGGCAGUGACGGUGCUCCGAGUAAGAGGCUCGGAUUUCUAAACCGUGCCGCAAUGAUCACGGCAAGCGAAGGAACGCCGGACGCAGCAGGAGGCGGCGGCCGUCGCCCUAGCGGCUGGCGACUUUGCACGGUGCAGCAAGUCGAGGACCUCAAAUCCCUCCUCGGCGUCCUGCCGCUCUGGUCGUCGGGCAUACUCAUCAGUGUGUCCAUCGGCGUGAUGAUCGGGAUGGUCAUCCUGCAGGCCCUCGCGAUGAACCGGUCUCUCGGCCCGAGGUUCAACAUCCCGGCCGGGUCCAUUACCGUCUGCUCGCUCACCGCCUUCAUCGCCGCCACGCCGGUCCUCGAGCGCGCGGCGUUCCCGCUCUGGCGCAGGGCCACGGGCGCGCUCCCCACGCCGCUGCAGCGCGUCGGGCUGGGCCACGCCGUGAACGUCGCGGGCAUGGUGGCCGCGGCGCUGGUGGAGCGCCGGCGGCUGGGCAUGGUGCGCGCGCACCGCGGCGGCACCGCCGGUGCGGAGGCGCCCGGGUGGGUGGCGCCCAUGUCCGCGCUGUGGCUGCUCAUCCCGCUCGGCGUCGUGGGCGUCGGCGAGGCCCUGCAUUUCCCGGGGAACAUGGCGUUCUACUACCAGGAAUUCCCCAAGACGCUGCGGAGCACCGCGACAGCCAUGGCGCCGCUCCUGAUCGCGCUGGGGUUCUACCUCAGCACGGUGUUCGUGGACGUGGUGAGGCGGGUCACCGCGUGGCUGCCCGGGGACAUAAACCAGGGAAGGCUAGACAACGUGUACUGGGCACUGGCGGUUACGGCGACGGCCAACUUUGGGUAUUUCCUGGUCUGUGUCAGCCUGUACAAGAGUCGGAAGUGAUCGACGACGGCGAUCAAGGAAAGUGAAGGCUUCAUUUGCUUGGAUCUGUGUCAGUCUGAGCCUGUAGCUUCAUUUGCUUGGACCUUGGAGAAUUGUAUUGCUCAAUUUGAUACUCAUUCGUAUAACGGGCAGUAUAUAUGAAGAAUAAACUCCUAGUGCUUUUGUGCUCGUAGCCAUCUGCAUGUAGGGGUGAACAUUUGGUUAUUACGGAUACUUUGGCUCUGUUUUCUUAUAA
Molecule: messenger RNA, 2034 nt
Organism: Setaria italica (foxtail millet)
Lineage: Eukaryota; Viridiplantae; Streptophyta; Magnoliopsida; Poales; Poaceae
Product: protein NRT1/ PTR FAMILY 2.7
Exons: 4
Coding region: 99-1799 (566 amino acids)
Biological process (GO): oligopeptide transport; transmembrane transport
Cellular component (GO): plasma membrane
Molecular function (GO): transmembrane transporter activity
Source: RefSeq, a predicted model, not a curated record